AUGGCAACGUUUCUGGCCAGUGUGCGCGGCACUUGGUGGAGGAUCCCUUCGAUCCCCUCGAAGCGAUGCAGAGCCGGCGGAGCACGGCACUGUUCGGUGGAGAAGUUUGCGGCCAUGAAACCGAACCCUGUGAGUAUGCAUAGCUGGAUGCAUGAGUUCGCCAAGCCAGGACCUUUCGCAGAAUUCCUGGUAGAGGAGAUGCCUAUCCGCUUUGCUGAACGCAUUCGAUGGAUCGAGCAGGUUCAGGAGUGGAAGGACAUCCCGGAACUCGUUGAUUCCCACAUGAAGCACAAAGCUUCCUUUUCGUACAUACGCAAGGCUGAGCCACAAGACCCUGUGAAUUUCCAGAAGGCCGUGCAGAAGGUCCUCAAGCGACAAGAGAACAUGGUGGAGCUGAUGACCCUCGGCAUGCACAAGCUACGGAAACUCCGCAGAGCCGACAACUUUGACCACUUUACGAACAAGUUUCUGGACAAUUUUCUGUUGAACCGACUUGGUUGCAAUUUGCUACUCUCUCAUUACCUGGCCUGUGCACAUCCACAUCGCAAGAUGAUUGGUAUAAUUGAUCCUCAAUGUGAUGCUGUUGAGACCUGCAAGGCAGCUGGACAGGAAAUUCUGAGCGCUUGCCAAGACUUCUUGGGACGCAAGCCGGUGCUCCGGGUGGAAGGUUUUUCCCAAGAAGGUCACCAAGGGCCCGCACCCAGAUUUGCCUACAUUCCUGGCAUCUUAACGUUUAUCAUGCGGGAGUUGCUGAAGAACAGCUGCCGUGCCACACUGGACAUCACACCCAAUGAUGCAGAUCUGGCAAGCCGCCCGAUCGAGGUGGUGGCCUGUGCAAAUGCAGCACACGUGAUGAUUCGAGUGAGUGAUCGAGCAGGAGGCAUCCCCAUUGAGGUUGGAAAUCGUGUGUGGUCUUACAUGUAUACCACCUCCUCUGGGAAGGCAUCUCCCCUGAGUGGCUAUGGCGUUGGGCUGCCACUCUCGCGGCUGCAUGCCCGGUACAUGGGAGGUACCUUAGAACUGAUCUCCUUGCCUGGCUAUGGCACAAACGCGUAUUUGAGCUUGCCUCGGGUUGACAAAGAGAUGGUCGAAGUUGUCCCAGAUGAGGAUGCUCCAGCAGCAUUGCCUUACUCCUUUACUGUGUAG
Durusdinium trenchii is the source of this 1146-nucleotide messenger RNA. The record is from the annotation of a GenBank genome assembly. Lineage: Eukaryota; Dinophyceae; Suessiales; Symbiodiniaceae.